Molecule: messenger RNA, 1343 nt
Organism: Polypterus senegalus (gray bichir)
Lineage: Eukaryota; Metazoa; Chordata; Cladistia; Polypteriformes; Polypteridae
Gene: dlx5a
Product: distal-less homeobox 5a
Exons: 3
Coding region: 128-988 (286 amino acids)
Biological process (GO): anatomical structure formation involved in morphogenesis; cell differentiation; embryo development
Molecular function (GO): DNA-binding transcription factor activity, RNA polymerase II-specific; RNA polymerase II cis-regulatory region sequence-specific DNA binding
Source: RefSeq, a predicted model, not a curated record
ACUGCCAGCAGUCUGAGAGAGAGCGACACGCGGCGCAGGCGAUGUUCGCUUAAAACCUUGGGUGUCUUUUCCGCUUCAUUUACUGACUUUCUGAGUAAACGUCUUACUUUUUUUUUAUUUCAAAGAAAUGACCGGAGUAUUUGACAGAAGAGUCCCCAGCAUUAGAUCUCCAGAUUUUCCAGGCCCUUUUCAACAUCCAGCCAUGCACCACCCGUCUCAGGAGUCUCCAACUUUACCAGAGUCAACAGCUACGGAUUCGGGUUAUUACAGCCCCACCGGCGGGGUUCAUCACGGCUAUUGUUCACCUACUUCGGCUUCUUACGGGAAAGCGAUUAACGCGUAUCAGUACCAAUAUCACGGAGUGAAUGGAUCUUCUGGAAAUUACUCUGCAAAAACAUAUUCCGAUUAUACCAGUUACACCAGUGCUGCAUAUCACCAGUACGCAGGCACUUACAGCAGAGUGCAGACACAGUCAAGCCCGCCAGAAAAGGAGCUUGCGGAGCCGGAGGUCAGAAUGGUUAACGGCAAACCCAAAAAAGUCCGAAAGCCUCGAACCAUUUAUUCGAGUUUCCAGCUUGCUGCUCUGCAGCGGAGGUUUCAAAACACGCAGUACUUAGCCCUUCCCGAGAGGGCCGAGCUCGCCGCUUCCCUGGGGCUCACACAAACACAGGUAAAGAUAUGGUUCCAGAACAAGAGGUCAAAACUGAAAAAGAUCAUGAAGAACGGUGAACUACCUCCGGAGCACAGCCCGAGUUCCAGCGACCCCAUGGCGUGCAAUUCCCCACAGUCUCCAGCCGUCUGGGAGCCCCAGGGUCCUACGAGAUCACACAAUUCUCACCCGCAUCCUCAAAGCGCCAACCCUGCUGCCGCAAGCUUUUUGGAAAAUUCUGGCUCUUGGUAUUCCACUUCCAACGCUCUCAAUUCACAUCUUCAGCCCCCCAACUCACUACAGCAUUCGUUGGUUCUUGGAUCAGGGACAAUAUAUUAAAUGGCUAUUUAAUAUACCAAAUUGUCUUGGACUUGUGUUUAAAUUUUAGGUAUUAUGCAAGAUGGUCUGCGGUGUCAAGAAGACAGUGUAAAAUGUGUAAAACGUGUGCAUGUAAUUUAUUACAUUUGGAAGACAAAUAAGCAAGCAAACAAACAAAAAAAACUUAUUUUCACAACAAUGGACUGCAGUGCAAAUCUAGACACUUUCAUCGGUGCCUUGAAUUUUAUGACCUCAGCGUAAAGCAGACACUUUUUUUUCUUUCCAGCAUCAUUACACUGUACAUAACUGUAGAUAGCUGAAUUAAACUGUAUAUUCUGGUUAAAUAAAACUGACGUUAUGAAAAGAAUAUAAAAUA